GUUGAAUUCUUCUUCCUCCGGUGGACAUGACGGCUAGUUUAGCAUUAGCUUCUCGCUUUGCUUAGUACAACGUUGCUGCAAAAUGGUUGUUGAGUCGCUUCCUGACGACACCGCAGGAAUCCUCCGAGUCAGAGGACCACUUGAGUUUAAAUGUCUUCUGGACAGCACAGACGUGAUCCCCAGGACCUUUGGCAGGCUGCGCUCUGAAGUGAAAUCUCAGUUCUGUGUUUUCACACUUCAAAAUAGUCCUGUUGUCAUUUGGCCAAACAGAGGCUGCGCUGUCACUCCGAAAGACCUGACGCCCAACAACUUGCUUGUUGAUUUGCUUCAGUGGACACAAUCAGGUGAAAAUGAAGUGGACAAAAGAGCUGCAAGGAAGAAAAACAAAAAGACUGCCACUGUGCGAGUAAUAGACCUUCAGCUGAUGAUGGAGAUGACGAGGUCCGGCCCCAGUCCGACCCCCGUCAUUAGCAAAGACGUCCGGAAGUCCCACUUUUUGUGUGCAAAUCUUCCCAUGGAUUGUGUCGUGACUUUCACAGCUACUGACACUAUAGACAGAGCAUGUUCCCGCCUGUUGGAGGCACUCAUCACCCAGUUGUGUGAGAUGGAGAAAGUGACCCUGCAGCACAUGAAGGGAAACUCUGUUUUGGUCCCUGAACCGCUCCACUUCCUCCUCCCCGACCCUCAUGGUUUGGUCACUGUGGUGUAUCCAGGAGAAGUGCCAGAUAGCCAACUGGAGACUCAGAGACGGGAACUGCACCAGCGUUUUGGACUCCCUGAAGACUGGCCAUUUUUCAGGAGGGCUAAUGUUUACCGCUUUGCGAACGAGCCCUUCAGAGACGGGUACCUCCGCAACCCUCAUUCGGCUCUGGUGCAUCCAAACCUGGAUAGUGGAAAGCUAUACCUGGUCCAGGGCGUCUACAGUUAUCACCACUACAUGCAGGACCGCAUGGACGACAACGGCUGGGGCUGUGCUUAUCGCUCCCUCCAGACCAUCUGCUCCUGGUUUCAACAGCAAGGCCAUGUGGAUCACGCCGUGCCCACUCACAGAGAAAUCCAGCAGGCUCUGGUAGAUGUUGGUGACAAACCGAAAGCCUUUGUCGGCUCACGCCAGUGGAUCGGCUCCUUUGAGGUGCAAGCUGUUCUCAACCAGCUCUUUGGGGUCACGUCGAAGAUUAUGUUUGUGAGUCAGGGCUCGGAAUUGGCUUCAAAAGGCCGAGAACUGGCCAACCACUUCCUCACAGAAGGAACGCCGGUGAUGAUAGGAGGAGGGGUUUUAGCACACACUAUCCUGGGCGUGGCCUGGAGUGAAGUCACGGGUCAGAUCCGUUUCCUCAUCCUGGAUCCUCACUACACUGGAGCUGAAGACCUGCAGGUCAUUACAGACAAGGGCUGGUGCGGCUGGAAAGGGCCCGACUUCUGGGAUCAAACUGCUUAUUAUAAUCUCUGUUUGCCACAAAGGCCGAGGGUCUUAUGAGACUCAUUCAUCGAUCGCUUAAUGAACUUCUUUAUUGUGUACAUACAAGUCAAAUAAGCAAUGAGAGUUUAAAUGCAUUAACACUGACAUAUUAAUUCAACAGAAGAUGUCCUCAUUGCUCCCCUUAAAAUUCAAUUCCUAAAAAAAUCCAAUUUAUUUAAUAAAUGAAACAAACUAUCAAU
Synchiropus splendidus (mandarinfish) is the source of this 1659-nucleotide messenger RNA. It is a transcript of the gene ufsp2, whose product is annotated as ufm1-specific peptidase 2. NCBI's taxonomy places the organism in Eukaryota, Metazoa, Chordata, Actinopteri, Syngnathiformes, Callionymidae. The coding region runs from base 83 to 1477 and encodes 464 amino acids. The record is from RefSeq and is a predicted model, not a curated record. The transcript has 12 exons.